This is a messenger RNA of Puntigrus tetrazona (Sumatra barb), 3115 nucleotides long. Its product is annotated as mucin-2. The transcript is spliced from 2 exons. The record is from RefSeq and is a predicted model, not a curated record. NCBI's taxonomy places the organism in Eukaryota, Metazoa, Chordata, Actinopteri, Cypriniformes, Cyprinidae. The coding region runs from base 159 to 1628 and encodes 489 amino acids.
CCUCAUCCCACAGUUGGCAUGGUGAUCAAACUGUCAUUUCCUCAUGUCAUUUGAAAGCUUACGGAAGAGAAGUAUCCCAGAAGGCACCACAGCACAAGCGAAGAAAUCGGUGCAUCAGGAAGAGAAGCCGUGAUGAGUUCUGAACAUCAGAAGUCACAAUGGAGAUGACACUAUUGUCCAUCACGGUGUGGUUCACUCAGUUCCUCAUCAUUCCAGCUCUUUAUUUCAACACACUGCCAACAAACACCACAAGUGACUACACUGAAACCACACAAAUAACUCCAGCGACAACAAAAACGAACCCACAGCCGACGGUCCCUAUAUAUACAACGUCUUUUUCACUUCUGACCGCAUCAACAACGCAGGACACCAUAACAAAUUUACCCAGUGAAGUGCAAACACAGCCAAAUAUAACGGCAGAUGCAACAGCCACACAGGAAACAGCAUCCUUGCAUCAACCAACCAGCAGUACUCCAUCUCAAAAUGUCACGAUGGAUGAUAUAGAGAGUGUAAACAAUGCCAGUAACAUGGCUAUGAGCGAUGCAAAUACAAGUCAUACAACAGUUCCCACUAACUUUGCAAGACUGUCGCCGCGAAAGGAUGACAGUAAUGAAACCGGAACAAGCCCAGGUGUGAGUUACAACUCUGUUCAGAGCACUGUAAACACUUUAUCAGACACUUUAUUGGACCCGGUCGACGGUGUCUCAACCGUUCCCUGGAAAUACUCCACAGAGAAAGAGGAUGAGAGAACGAAAGUCGAUGAAGGAAAUUAUGAAACAAACUCCACCCAGGCCACAUUUGCUAACACGAGAGAGUCGAGAGAAACACGAGGCACUGAGGGAAGUUACACGUCCUCAAGUGAGCAAAGACAGGAACAUUACGACACAGCAGCGAAUACAGUCGAUGUCAGGGAUGCAACAGUGAGUAACAAAUGGUCAACUUCACAAGAUACAGAUUCUCCCAUGACCACAGCAGCACAAGGUUACGCCACGGUUACUGAAUAUCACACCUCAACAGGUGGAGUGAAUCACUCAACGACGCAGGAGAAUAUAAACAGUUUCACAAACUACACAGCAACCACAGGAAGAGAAAACAGGACAGGGACAGACACACCCGGUGGUACCAACAUCUCUAUCGUAACUGACAUCAGCCUAAAUAUAACAAACAACAGUACAAACAAAACUGACACAGAAAACAAAGUGUGGCCUUCAUGUUUGGACACAAAACCUUCUCGGCAAUCCAUGCUGGUCUGUUUCCUCACAUUGUGGACUUUAGCCAUGACCGCCACCAUAUUUCUAGGAAUAAGCAUUUUCCUUUGGGUGCGUCUGUCGGUCUCCAAAAAGAAGAUGAAGCGGAGAGCAAAAGGAGGUCAGGCGUCUGAGAGGGCGAGCCUCUGGGCUGACCCCAAAGCUUCGGUGCAGGACAGAGUGGAGUUCUGGUACAUCAACGGAUCCACGCUGGAGGCCGACAGGAAGGAGAAGAACAGCAGGAGGAUGAAGAGGAGAGGACGGGAACAGGACAAUGAGGAGAACAGCCUGUGGAUUCAGCCUAGAGUGACUGUGGACGACAUAACAGAGUUCUGGUACGCAAACAGACGUGUGAAGCAGGAGAGGACGGAGGACACGUAGUCACAAGUUUUGAAAGGCUCCAAAGGAAAAUGUUUGGACAGUUAUACCUUCAGGCUCCAGUUUUUUCGUAUUUGCCACCCUUUCCAUAUCAAAAUGCUUGCUAGAGAUGUGAAAAGGCAGAAAAUCAAACCUGAUCCAAAUUGUAUUUAUGACGGACAAAGGUUUCAGAGGCAGUGUGUAAAUGUGAUUGACGCAACAUGAGGUCAUAUUUAUUUUGGAACGUGCAAAAAUUUCAGUCAAAAAUUUCUCUGUGCAUUGACCUUGGUGGGAUUUUGAGUCUUUAUCUGAGUUACUAAAAAAGCAGUCUGAAUGCUGUUCACCUUUAACUGUCAGAAGGAUUUGUGUUCAGCUGCACAUAAAAAAACAAACUAACUAAUUUUAGGUUGAUUGUAUUAUUGUAUGUGGAUAGAGCUGACAUUAAAUACUGAAUAAAAUAAAACAAAAAAACCCUGUUGCUGCUAUCACAUGCUUUCUGAUUUUUUUCUAAAUGAAAAAAAUAAAUAGCCUUUUGAAGAUCAUAUUUAGAUUAUUGUGAUAAACUAGUUUCUGAGCUAGGAGGUGGGCAAUAAGCUUUAAACAUGACGGAGAAGAGCACCACUGAUAUAUAGUGACUGUUAAGGUUUAUUUAUUUCCCACAAAACAUUUGCAUUGCUUUCCCAAGAUUUCUACCUGAGAAAUGGGCAAGAAUCAACCAAACGUGAUUCAUAAUUUAUGUUCUUUUUAACAACAAAGCACUUCAACACAACAAACUCGUGAUAACCUCUGAACUGGGAAGUAGGAAAUUUGCAAAGCAUGUAAAGGCAGUCUCAGGUCUGAUUGUGAGGGUCCUGCUAACAGACAGGAAAUUCACAGAUGACGCGAUAAUUUGUGAUUUUGGUCAAAGCAUGGGUACUUAUGAUAGCAAAUAUUUGUUUUUCAGAAUGAGAUGUUUCAGUUCUGUGAAUUGUUUUUAGUUUGAUUUUGUUGUUAUGUUUCAAGUCACCAUUAAAAUGUUCUCUGCGAAGUUCUUUUCAUUUCAUGCAAGUACGCACAUGCACAGCUUGUUUUGGUGUGUAGAUAUAACUCUGUAUACCUUUUUCAGUUUGCUUAACAAACACACACAUUAGACAAUCUAAGAAUGUUCUUCAUCACUAUUCUGUAACAUCAAAGCUCAUCUUAACUUAAAACUGAAGAAGAGUGUACAAUACUUAUAUUAUUUAAUUGUCUAAUAAAUGUAAGUUCGAUGUAAGUUAAUACAUCAUAUUUCCAUAAGUAUAUUUUUAAAAAGUCCAGCAAAAUAACGCUUCUCGGAUAUUAAACAAACUAAAAUAUGUAAACAGUACUUCUUCUUACUUUGGAAAAGUCAAAUGCGGCCCACAUCAAUCAAAUAAAUUUUUAACACAUUGCUGAAAUAUUUCAAACUUUCUAGGUAUUUUCCAAAAAAAUUCCAAACCCUCAAAAAACAAACAUUUGUAUUGUUACACUGUACAUACAUACAUUGAUACAAA